Molecule: messenger RNA, 3973 nt
Organism: Cuscuta europaea
Lineage: Eukaryota; Viridiplantae; Streptophyta; Magnoliopsida; Solanales; Convolvulaceae
Source: the annotation of a GenBank genome assembly
AUCAGAUCAUCAUAUCAUACCUAUAAAUUCCGGCCACUAAUACUAUCCUAAUCCCACUAUAACUUCGAUCAAUCCCCCAUGCCGUAAAGAAAAAAAAAAGAAAUAAAGAGAGAUCACUCAGAUCAGAGAGGAGUAACACAUAUAUUAAGUAACCCAUCAUCGACCCCAACCCAUCCAAAAUCCCUAGCUGAGGAGACGUACUUAGUUAUAUAUUCUUGAUAUAUAUAGACCAUCAUUAUUAUUUUUAAUUUAAUUAAUAUACGAGUUGCUGAUCGGGCGAGCUGAGUACUAUAUAUAUAUUAUUAUUAGAAUCAAUCGAUCACAUGGCCGGAUGUUGAUGAUUAAGAGUCCGCCGGUUUAAUUAGACCAUAAAUAUCCAUCUUUGGUUGUUAAUAUUAAUUAUAAUAAUUGUUAUAUAUGUACGUAUAGGAGGAUACACACUAUGCUAUAUAUACUAUAAGAGAUCGAUCUAUAUAUCGUAUAUAUAGUUAUUACGUACGUAACGUACUAGCUCCAUCAUAUCCAGGCAGUAAUUUAUUAGUUUGCAGCUAGAGACCGACGACGACGUACGUAUAUAGCCGCAGGUUAGGUUUCAUCUUAGAAAAGCACUAGCUACAUACGUACGGAUGGCGGCGGCGGCGGCGGACCGGAUUACGUUGGAAGAUAUCAAGAACGAGAAUGUCGAUCUUGAACGUAUACCAGUGGAGGAGGUAUAUCAGCAUCUGCGUUGUACCAAAGACGGGUUAUCAACAGAGGAAGCUGAACAUAGGCUUCAAGUCUUCGGGCCAAACAAGCUUGAAGAGAAAGAGGCAUGCAACUAUAUAUGAUCUAUACACACACAUUCCCCAUUUUUCUUCAUAUUGUCUAGUUUAAUGGGGUGCUAAGUUUCAAUCGGCAUUCUUACAAAUGACAAACAGGAAAGCAAGCUGCUGAAGUUUUUGGGGUUCAUGUGGAACCCGCUGUCGUGGGUGAUGGAAAUGGCUGCUCUCAUUGCGAUUGGCCUGGCGAAUGGAGGGGUAUACUACUUGUUUAGUACUGUAUUUAUUAUUCAAAUGAGAACUUGAAUAAUUUGUUGAUCUGCCCUCUUUAGAAUUGCUUCUUAUUAAGUAUGAUGAAUGGGUUGUAUGUUUUCAGGGGAAGCCACCAGAUUGGCAAGACUUCAUAGGAAUAGUGGUUUUACUGAUCAUCAACUCCACUGUCAGCUUCAUCGAAGAAAACAAUGCUGGCAAUGCUGCUGCUGCUCUCAUGGCUGGUCUUGCCCCCAAAACCAAGGUAUUGAGAGAUGGGAAGUGGUGUGAACAAGAUGCAGCCAUUCUGGUUCCAGGAGACGUGAUAAGCAUCAAGUUGGGAGAUAUUGUCCCGGCGGAUGCCCGUCUUCUUGAAGGGGACCCUCUCAAGAUUGACCAAUCCGCGCUCACCGGUGAAUCCCUGCCCGUCACCAGAAACCCAGGAGAUGAGGUCUUUUCCGGCUCCACCUGUAAACAGGGCGAGAUCGAGGCGGUGGUUAUUGCCACCGGCCUCCACACCUUCUUCGGCAAAGCCGCUCAUCUCGUCGACAGUACCAACCAAGUUGGUCACUUCCAGAAGGUCCUGACCUCCAUUGGUAACUUCUGCAUCUGCACCAUCGCUUUGGGGAUCGUCGUCGAGAUCGUGGUGAUGUUCCCCAUCCAGCACCGGAGGUACAGGGACGGAAUCGACAAUCUGCUGGUUCUCCUCAUCGGAGGUAUCCCAAUAGCCAUGCCGACCGUUCUGUCAGUGACCAUGGCAAUUGGGUCCCACCGCCUCUCCCAGCAAGGCGCCAUCACCAAGCGGAUGACCGCAAUCGAAGAAAUGGCGGGAAUGGAUGUUCUCUGCAGUGACAAAACCGGAACCCUGACCCUCAACAAACUCACGGUUGAUAAAAAUCUAGUGGAGGUUUUUGCCAAGGAUAUGGACAAAGAAACCUUGGUGCUUCAGGCGGCCAGGGCUUCAAGGGUGGAGAAUCAGGACGCCAUUGAUGCUUGCAUCGUUGGCAUGCUAGCUGAUCCUAAGGAGGCUAGGGCUGGGAUUGAGGAGGUUCAUUUCCUUCCUUUUAAUCCCGUGGAGAAGCGCACAGCAAUCACUUUCGUAGACUCCAAAGGGAAUUGGCAAAGGGUCAGUAAAGGUGCACCGGAGCAGAUUGUGGAACUUUGUGAGCUGAAAGGUGAUGUAAAGAACAAAGCUCAUAGCAUUAUUGACAAGUUUGCUGAACGUGGUCUUCGCUCUCUUGCUGUCUGUCAACAGACGGUACCAGAAAAGACUAAGGAAGGAAAAGGAGGACCCUGGAUCUUUGUUGGUCUAUUACCUCUAUUUGAUCCGCCAAGACAUGACAGCGGAGAGACAAUCAAACGCGCCCUAGACCUCGGUGUGAACGUUAAGAUGAUUACAGGUGAUCAGCUAGCUAUUGCUAAGGAGACUGGUCGACGACUAGGCAUGGGGACCAACAUGUACCCUUCUUCCUCUCUUCUUGGGCAACACAAGGAUGCCAGCAUAGCCACCCUCCCCGUUGAAGAGCUCAUUGAGAAGGCUGAUGGCUUUGCUGGAGUUUUUCCAGAGCACAAAUAUGAGAUUGUGAAAAAGCUACAAGAGAGAAAGCACAUAUGUGGGAUGACAGGAGAUGGUGUGAACGAUGCUCCAGCUUUGAAGAAAGCAGAUAUAGGCAUUGCAGUGGCAGAUGCAACAGAUGCCGCACGGAGUGCCUCUGACAUUGUCCUCACAGAGCCUGGCCUAAGUGUCAUUAUUAGUGCAGUCUUAACUAGUAGGGCAAUUUUCCAGAGGAUGAAAAAUUACACGAUUUAUGCAGUUUCCAUAACUGUCCGUAUCGUCCUGGGUUUCAUGCUCAUUGCCCUCAUAUGGGAAUUUGACUUCUCUCCUUUUAUGGUCCUCAUCAUUGCCAUUCUCAAUGAUGGAACCAUCAUGACGAUCUCAAAAGACAAAGUGAAGCCGUCCCCAAUGCCUGACUCUUGGAAACUUAGAGAGAUUUUCACCACUGGUAUCGUUCUUGGCACAUACUUGGCAGUCAUGACAGUAAUCUUCUUCUGGGCUGCUCACCAGUCAGAUUUCUUCACAGAGAACUUUCAUGUAAGAUCGAUCAGGGAUAGUUACCCUGAGCUAAAUUCAGCUCUAUAUCUUCAAGUGAGCAUUGUGAGCCAAGCACUUAUCUUUGUCACUCGGUCAAGAAGUUGGUCUUAUGUAGAACGCCCCGGUCUAUUGCUAGUGGCUGCUUUUCUAGUAGCACAACUGAUUGCUACUUUGAUUGCCGUAUAUGCAAACUGGGGAUUUGCUAAUAUCCAUGGCAUUGGCUGGGGGUGGGCUGGUGUGAUCUGGAUCUACAGCAUUAUUUUCUACAUCCCGCUAGAUAUAUUGAAGUUCAUCAUUAGAUAUGGACAGACAGGCAAGGCUUGGGACAAUUUGCUCAACAGAAAGACUGCUUUCACAAAUAAGAAGGAUUAUGGGAGAGGAGAAAGGGAAGCGCAGUGGGCCAUGGACCAGCGCACAUUGCAUGGACUUCAGUCAUCAGAUGCUUCUCAGAUUUACAGUGACAAAAACCAUACAGAACUGUCUGGGAUUGCAGAACAAGCCAAAAGACGUGCUGAAGUUGCAAGGUUGAGAGAGCUUCAUACAUUGAAGGGGCAUGUUGAAUCGGUGGUGAAGCUCAAGGGUCUUGACAUUGAAACAAUCCAGCAACACUACACUGUUUGAGGAUGGAUGGAGAUUCGAGGAUAUCAAGUGGGAAGCCCAUUUUUUCCAUCCACUAUUUUUGACACAUUCUUUAUCCACAGCUGAUAAUGACGAAGGGGGUUGACAAUAAAAUCCAACAGAGAAUGUUGGCACUGGGUUUUUUAAUAGAAUUUAGAGAGUAGGUUGUAGAAGAUUCAUUAAAAAACUCAUGUCUAGGAUUCUGUCAAACAAUAAUCUUUUAUUCCCUGCUAAUAAAUGGAUUCCCUUGAUCAAA